UUGAGCCUUCGUCUAGCUGCCGUACACCUUCAGCACUUAGGAGGAAUGGAUGCGAACUUAGUCACUGUUGUUGCUAUUCUUACAGUUGCAGUCAGCCAGACAUCUGAGACUUUGUUUCCUGGGGCCUUUAGCUGUUGCAUGAAAAUUUCAGAAGAAAUUCCCAAAGGAAUUCUCCGAAGAGUGGAGAGAUUUGGCAUCCAGAAAGCUGAUGGCCUGUGUCACUUAGAGGCUGUUAUUCUCUACAUAGAAGGCAGAAAGUUCUGUGUAAGCCCACAGAUCAGAAAAGUUAAGAAUUGGAUGAAGAAGAAGAGGUUCAGGAUUCACAGAAAAAAUGGUAGACGACAAAGAAGAACCAAAAUUAAAAAAAAAAGAGAGAAGAAACAGCGACACGGUGAAGCAAGCCCCAUGAUGCAGACACCAGUGGAAUAUGGCACUGUGUACAAAGACAGCAGAAUUCAUCAAUAAUGGGUGACUGUAGCACUAAAAUGACCUUUCAAAUAUGCAGUGUCUAAGGGAAAACGGUGGCAGAAAACAUCACCAGAACACAAGAACCUUGCUGGUCAGAACACCAGCAGAAUGACAAGGUCUUUUUGACAAUGUCUUGUAGUAAGUGCUCUGCCAUAUCUCUUAGAUCUACAGUAAAUUUCAAUCCUCCCUUCCCCUGCCUGGCUUUCAUGGCUCCCUCCCCUGCAGUUUCUGUUUUAACAUCCCAUUAAGCAGUUCCUUUUCCUUGUUCCAUUUUUCCCAGUCCCAUCCUUUGUCCCUUUCUCUUCUGUUCUUCUGUGUUUGCAGUCGUGGUUCUGCAAUACCUUUUUACUUUUGGCUAUUUUGUUUUCUCCCAGUCAUGAAUGUGGAUUUUUUUCUGACAUAACUUUACAGGUACCUUGGUCACUAGUUCAGUUCAAGCCGGCAAAAAGCAAGAUAUCUUUUUCCUAUUCCAAACUCUCUCUGUUUUCAGUUGUUAUUAUCAUUUUGCUGUCCAUGAGACUGAAAUUGUGGCAUCCAAAACUAUGCAGCAAAAUCAUCUCCAUUGCUUUUGCUCAUUUCUUUCCCCAUUCAAAUCCUUUGACUGUAGCCUUCCUAGCCUCUUUGCUGAAUUUCCUGUACCUACCACCGAGGGUUGCCCAUCAGGGCCUUUCUCUGGGGAUUGCUAAUGAUGCCAGUCUGGCUACCUGCUCCAUAGCCUUCCUCCCACUGCACUGCACUGUCUUCCACUGUGUGGCACAGUCUCCACUUCCCUCCUUGAAAUGCUUCAAACUAAUUUAAUAUUCCCACAAAGCCAUCUCAGUCAAAGGCACUUUUCCCUCAGAGGAGCACACAAAUAAGGGAAAAGAGAGAUCUUAACAAUUUGAGUAAAGUGCCACAGAAUGCGUACUCCAAAUAUGUUCCUGGUGAGCCAAAAAUACUUAACAUGGGAGUAUAAUCCUCAUCUUCCUCCUCUUCCCCUGUUAAUUACUGUUUGUUGUUCUCAUUCAUUGCAUUUGAUUUAAAUUAGCUCCUCAGAGUUGUCUCUUGUGUUUGUUUUGUAAUUUUUAAGUCUUAACUAUAUACUGGAAAAACGAGAAAAUGCACAGCAGGUGACAGUAGGUAGAAGUGGCUGUUAAUACGUUCCCAAACUAAAAUGAAGGUGAACAUCUGUAGCAAGAUCCCUAGAAGAUAGGUAUGGUCCCAGAGGUACAUAUCUGAUGAAAGAAACCAACUCCUUCCAAAACAGGUAAGAGAAAUGUAAUUAUCAUUUCUGAUGAGCGAGCAGUAUCCUAACAGGGAUGAGGCAACUCAUCUAACUGUUCUUCCAGUGUCUAGGAAAUAUUGUGCACACUAUUUACAUUUGCAGAGCUCCAUCCUCUGCCUGCUAAAAUGACAUGUAGCAACUGCUCCGCUAGGAGCAGAAAUCAGGAGCAGAAAUCAGGAUUAUUCUCUUUAUUCUGAACGUGUGCAGAAGCUCUUCCUCCUGAAUGCCUGUUACACCAUGCUGGGGAAGCAGAAGAAGUGCCUCUGACUGAUGCAAACUGAAAUUUGUUGCAUACAUUUUCCAUCAUUUCAUUUGCCUUCUGAUGCUACGCUUCUUAGGUACCACACUGAUGAGAAUGUGUAUUAGAAAGAAUCCAAUCCUAAUGGGCUCAGGUUAGCAGGGCACCAAGACCGCUAAAUUGCUCAGAGGUAUUAUGCCGUAUUUAUCAGUGUCUUACUGUUCCUGGCAGUCCUAUUUCUUUUGUUCCUCAUGCUCUGCUACUGAUUCCAAAUUUUAACUUUGUGCUUCCCUCUUGAGUCCGGUAUCUUGGGGUGGAUUUACGAUGACAUUUCAGUGCCUCAUCGCUUUCCCAUCAAUCCAAACAGUGACCUUUUCCAGCAAAGUAUUGAGUGUACCCUCAUUUCCAUGCCUGUUCUAUCAGAGGUACCCAUCAUAUCACAGUGUAAGAGCUAUGCGUCUAACUUGCCAGGCUGGCCUAGGUGUUUCUGAGGCCCCUGUGAGCCAUUUGCCUGUUUCGCGUACAGAACUGUUAAGUAUCCCGCUGUGGUAGAGGCAAAUCAAGAAGGUUUGGGAGACGGGGAAAAAAAGGGUGCAAAGUCAAGCUGACAGAAAAAAGGGAGCACAAAUAAGGAUAAGAAAAAGUGAAAUUGUGGUUCCAGAUGAUGAAGGGUGAGAACUCCUGGAAUACUCAGUCUGUUACAAAAAGGGAUGUCUCUGUAAUUUUAAGUAGGGGCUGCUGGGAAGCUCCAUAAAGUUCUGGCUUGCGGACCUGCGCUCAGCCAGCUGAAAGAAGGCACACAGCUCACUCGUUUAUUUCUCUAGUUUGGAAAGCAGUAUCUGCUUCCUCGUGGUCAACAAUUUUUGUGCUGUCAGCCGUCUUCCCUCCCUCCCCUGCCAAAUACAAGAUUCCUAGGUGCUCAUACAUUACUAUUACAUAGUUGGAAUUGUAACACUGCAGCAGGUCUUCCUCUUAUGCAUACUGGAAACAAACUGUGAUCAAAAAGCAUUUUACAGUUUUCUAGUAACUGGAAUUGCUACAAGACAUGAGCAUUGUCAAUGCCACUAAUAUGAUAAGACUCAGCCAGAUCUGCAACUCAGAUGCUACUAAAAUACUUGAAUUUCCUGGGCCAAAUUUAAAAAAACAGGCUUUGAUAGUUUCAUUUACAUCUUCAGGUUCUUCAGAGCAUGUGUUAUCUCAUAAUGGGUUCUUUUGGGUUUAGUAGGUCAAACUGAGAUUAUCAGAAAAUAGAAGUCAUCUCCCAGCUGCCAAGUGUGUUCCUAAUUUGGAUUCCGGGGCAUUUUGGGGGGAAUGGAAUUAGGAAUAACUUCUGUUAGUCAUCUAAUAAACUUUCUUCCCCAGUGUCGGUUUCUGAUGUAUCAAAACAGCAGUUAAAGAUCUACCGUCUGGUACAGUUUCAUUUUUUUGUGAACACUGACACACAAACACAUAAAAGGAAAACAUUCCGGUGUGGUCGGAAUAUUAUAAAUAUUAGUGUGAUCGCUUUGACUGCAAUACCAUGUGUGAGAUUUUCAGUCAAUUCUUAAAGUAAUUCUAUA
Struthio camelus australis is the source of this 3529-nucleotide messenger RNA. RefSeq names its product C-C motif chemokine 28. Gene Ontology annotation, cellular component: extracellular region. The record is from RefSeq and is a predicted model, not a curated record. Lineage: Eukaryota; Metazoa; Chordata; Aves; Struthioniformes; Struthionidae. Gene Ontology annotation, biological process: immune response. Gene Ontology annotation, molecular function: chemokine activity.